Molecule: messenger RNA, 3871 nt
Organism: Mastomys coucha (southern multimammate mouse)
Lineage: Eukaryota; Metazoa; Chordata; Mammalia; Rodentia; Muridae
Gene: Hapln4
Product: hyaluronan and proteoglycan link protein 4
Exons: 7
Coding region: 1-1608 (535 amino acids)
Biological process (GO): cell adhesion
Molecular function (GO): hyaluronic acid binding
Source: RefSeq, a predicted model, not a curated record
AUGGGACUCCUAUGCGGCGGCAGCACGCCUGUCAUCCCAGGCGUGGAGUACCAGCUCAGUCCAGUGACACUGGCCAAGUUAGUCCUUGUGGGCAGACUCCGGGAUUGCGCAGCCCCCGUGGGGCCAGCUGUCCCGACCGCUGUGCGCGUGCGCAGUUGGGAAGCGCACUGGCCGCUCAGCGGGGGCCACGACCAGGAUGUCCUGUCCCUCUGUCCCCAACCCCCGCUCGUGCUGCCGGGCUUGCUGCAGUCUCCUGGCGCGCGGAUAACCUUGCGGGGCCCAGUCCGCGCUGCUGCUCCCCCUCCCGUGCGCUCCCGUAACGGGGGCAGGGACUUAAGGAAGGCGAAAGGAAUCACCUGGCCCUCCCGCAGCUCCACGUACAGCUGGAAGCAGCUCCUGUACCCGCAGGCAUGUGCUCCAGGAGCCCUCGGUCACCGCGCAUUCUGGGCUGUGGCCUGGGGACUCCUGCUGCUGGUCCCCGUGCUCGCAGGGGCGCAGCGUGGCAGGAAGAAAGUCGUGCACGUGCUGGAGGAUGAGUCCGGUUCCGUGGUGGUGCAGACGGCGCCUGGGCAGGUGGUGAGCCACCGCGGUGGCACCAUUGUCUUACCCUGCCGUUACCACUACGAGGCGGCCGCCCACGGUCACGACGGCGUCCGCCUCAAGUGGACGAAGGUGGUAGACCCUUUGGCUUUCGCCGAUGUCUUCGUGGCUCUGGGUCCCCAGCAUCGAGCCUUUGGUCCCUACCGAGGGCGGGCUGAACUGCAGAAUGACGGACCCGGCGAUGCCUCCCUGGUCCUCCGAAAUGUCACCCUGCAGGACUACGGGCGCUACGAGUGCGAGGUCACCAAUGAGCUGGAGGAUGACACCGGCAUGGUCAAGCUGGAUCUGGAAGGAGUGGUCUUUCCCUAUCACCCGCGCGGAGGCCGCUACAAGAUGACUUUCCCGGAAGCGCAGCGUGCUUGUGCAGAACAGGAUGGCAUUUUGGCGUCCGCGGAGCAGCUGCACGCGGCCUGGCGGGAUGGCCUGGACUGGUGCAAUGCGGGAUGGCUACGCGAUGGCUCCGUGCAGUACCCAGUGAGCCAGGCCCGGGAGCCCUGUGGCGGGGCUGGAAGCACUGGGGUUGGUGGCGGCACCAACGGGGGCGUGCGCAACUAUGGAUAUCGUCAUAACGCAGAGGAACGCUACGAUGCCUUCUGCUUCACGUCCAACCUCCCGGGCCGUGUGUUUUUCCUGAAACCGCUGCGACCUGUGGCCUUGGCCGGGGCGGUGCGCGCGUGCGCGGCGCGGGGUGCCACAGUGGCCAAAGUCGGGCAGCUGUUCGCUGCGUGGAAGCUGCAGCUGUUGGACCGCUGUACUGCAGGCUGGCUGGCGGAUGGCAGCGCGCGCUAUCCCAUCGUGAAUCCGCGAACUCGCUGCGGAGGUCCUCGGCCCGGCGUGCGCAGCCUCGGUUUCCCUGACGCCUCCCGACGCCUCUUCGGUGUCUACUGCUACCGCGCUCCGGGUGCCCCAGACCCGGCUCCAGGUGGCUGGGGCUGGGGCUGGGCCGGCGGAGGAGGUUGGGCUGGAGGGUCGAGGAAUCCGGCUGCCUGGACCCCACUGCGUGUCUAGAUCUGGGAGGAUGCACAUUUGGGGGUGUUGGUGACUGAUCUAGUGGCCUCAUGCACCCCCUGGAUACCGACCACGUCAGAGAUCCCUUGGACAUAUGACACACCCCUGCGGUGCACGGCAGACUGAUUUAGCUACCUGUGGUCUUUGGACAUUGACCACACCUAAGGUCUCCUGGAUAUGUGACAUACCCCUGCGGUGAGCUGCAGGCUGACCCACUUGUGAUCCUUGGUCGCUGACUAUGCUGCCCUCUGAGGACCCCUAAUAGUGGCCAAGCCCACUUCUUUGGAUAGUGGAUGUCUCAUCUUUCAGACUUUUCUAGAAGAGUCAUGCCCUCCCCUAACCCCCAGGAUCCCAGUAGACCAGCAGGACUCUACGGUUCCCUAAAGAUGAACCACCCGUCUACGGCCUCCUGAAAAACAGAUGGACACUCCCCCUCAGUCACCUGGAGGCUGGACCCCCAGGAUUAACUGGAGACCUGCCCCCCAAACCCUCUGCAUUUCUCGGGAGCUGGAAAACUGGUCUUGGAUAGUCAACUGUACACUUCUCCCCAUCACCCGGUGAAGAAACAAAACCUUGCAGGUCACCUGUGUGGGCAGUUGACCCAGAGGCUGCGAAUUCCCAUUCUUCCAGAGAGUCUCUUUACAUUUCCAAGGUAACAUGCCUUGUCCCUGGGUCAUUAUGGAGGACAGACCCAACACCUCUGGCUUCUUGGGAGAAUGUCCCCAGCUGGCUCCCAGGAACAGUGGCCAUGCCUAUCCCUCAGGUAUUUCCUCUGGCCAGAGAGUAGACUCGCCUGAAUGUCCCGUCCCCGGGCUCUUUGGGGGAUGUCACCAAAGAGAUUAUUCCCUCAGACCAGAAACCCCUAAAAAUCUGAUUUGUAGAGACAAGCUGCUCGGCUUCUUAAGGUCACACAGGCCACCAGUGCAGCCUAACCCCGCUCACCCCCUACACCCACGGAAAUGGCACGUUCUGCCUUCCUUUGUAACCAUGGUUACCACACUUUUCCUCUCUCACUGGCCUAAAACCCAGACACCUAUCACUUCAUUUUUGACUGUCCCUGCCCUGGUGGACCAGCAUGGAGACAAUCUUCCUCACUGAGUGUCCUCAGGGUAACCCAGCAUUCAGUUCUCCAGACCUCUCCAUGGAAACAGCUGCCCCUUUCCUAAAGUGCACCUUCUGUUUCUCCCAGCUUCCCAAGCCCCGCCCCUAGACAGUUUGAACCUCCGUUGCUAUGGAGACUAAACUCUGGUGUCCAAGGUAACAGAACACCUGUCCCUUCAAGGCUUCCCCUCCAGGGUCCCAUCCUGUCCAACUGUUGCCAUAGAGACCAUCAGUGUCUCCAUGACAACUGACCUGCAGCACUCAGGAACUUCUUGCUAUGGGCAGAGAGUACCUCUGCCUGGAGCCGCCUACUGUGUUCCUCAGACGCCUGACAAAUGUCUCUUCUUCGGAUGGGCUUCUGCAGGAUUCUGCUUCGAGAAGAGCUGCAUGGGCCCAUGCAGGACACCGCUUCAGGGGCAGCUGCCUGCACCAUCCAUUUGCAUGCUCGCUUGACUCCAACCAGGAGCUGAGCACCAGCCACCACUGCAACCCCCUCUAGCAUUUUCAAUGUUCAACCCUGCAGAUGAGGAAACUGAGGCUGUGGUGCUGCACAAAAGCCUUUCCUUCUUAGAGAUCAAGGAGGGCGGACUCUCCCUGAAACCACCAACUUUAACCCAUUUCUGAGGACCCAUGUGCGCUCAAGGGUCAAGACCAGCCCAAGUGCAGCCCAAAUGCAGGAGCCUCCAGGUCUUGGGUGCUGUCGGGACCAGCAAGUACCCUUGCCAACACACCUUCCUGCCUGCCCCAUCUAUCUCGGCUAACUCCACCCCUGAGUCUGGAAGCUAAGGGGCUGUGGGCGCCAGUCACACGUUUUGUUCUAAAGUGUGCAACCAAAAACUUACCCAGGCUCUUCUGUGGACUAGGAUUGUUCUGAGGUGCCCAGCAGCAACCUGCAACCCAGGUUCAAUAAACCUUUGUCCCUUCUGCUGAAUGCAAAACAAGGCUGCCAGUCCCUCUGUCAGUGCAGUGGGCUUCUCAGGCCCGGUUCCAAAGCUGCUCCUCUUCCUUUUCAGUGCUCCCAACCUGAACAUAGAAAGGCGAACCGUUUACCGGGUGUCAAGAUCAGGACCCUAUGAGAUCCUGUCUGACCUCCUCAUGUGCUCUGUGGCAUGUGUGCAUACACAUAAAUCAUAACAUGUAAUUAAAAAAAUGUUAAGUAGGA